AAGACGUCAAGAGAUACGUCCAGGCAUGUGACGUCUGCCAGAGGAGAGGUAGACCCUGAACACAGUGGUAAUAAGUAUAUCGUUGUAGCCACUAAAUAUCUUACGAAGUGGCCCGAAGCUAGAGCCAUUCCUGAUGCCAGUGCUUCGUCAGUCGCAUCCUUCAUUAUUGAGGACAUUAUAUGUCGACAAGGAUGUCCUCAG
Racocetra fulgida is the source of this 201-nucleotide messenger RNA. NCBI's taxonomy places the organism in Eukaryota, Fungi, Glomeromycota, Glomeromycetes, Diversisporales, Gigasporaceae. The record is from the annotation of a GenBank genome assembly.